UAUUAUCUUUGGUCCAGUUAUUUCUUUGCAUUGUGCGUGCCUCCAUCUAUCUGUCUGUGAAAGUUGAGAGUGAAACAAUAAUAUUGAAUAAUGUCGGGCUACGUCGGACAAGAUUACUGGGACCCUAAUGCUCCCCCGCAAUCGCAAGGAGUUUAUAACUUCGAAAUGCCUGUGCAAGAUUUCGGAGAAAAUCUGAGCUUUCAAUCGUUUGACAGUGCGCCGGUGUCAAAUCAAGAUCAACAGCAGGAUCUUUACGGGAACAAUCCUUACUUGAAUACAUCACCUGGUGGAUAUCCCCAAACGGAUACGUAUGGACAGGGUGUCUCAUCGCAAGGGUUUACUGGAUCAGGAGAAUUUGAUGACGAACCUCCUUUACUCGAAGAACUAGGAAUAAAUCCCGACUUCAUCCUGCAAAAGGUAAGUGCCUUACGGAAAACUUUAUUUUUUUUAUUAUCCUAUCAAGUUUCACAAUUAAAAUAAUCUUUGGGAAGUUAAA
Photinus pyralis (common eastern firefly) is the source of this 496-nucleotide messenger RNA. RefSeq lists its product as uncharacterized. The transcript is spliced from 4 exons. NCBI's taxonomy places the organism in Eukaryota, Metazoa, Arthropoda, Insecta, Coleoptera, Lampyridae. The record is from RefSeq and is a predicted model, not a curated record. The coding region runs from base 91 to 480 and encodes 129 amino acids.